Molecule: messenger RNA, 3086 nt
Organism: Fonticula alba
Lineage: Eukaryota; Rotosphaerida; Fonticulaceae
Exons: 8
Coding region: 56-2086 (676 amino acids)
Molecular function (GO): oxidoreductase activity
Source: RefSeq, a predicted model, not a curated record
UUUCUCUUUUCCCCCUCUCCCCGCCUCUUCCGCGCUCCCCUUCUUUGUCCAUAGCAUGACUGGACCAUUGCCUGAUCCGGCCCCGCCGCUAGCCGCCGGCCCCGCAGCUGGCGCCGCCCCUGAGGAGUUUGACGUUGUGAUUAUCGGCGCCGGCCUCAGUGGCCUCUCUGCCGCCCGUCGGCUUCAGUCCCGCGGUCUCUCGGUCGCGGUGCUCGAGGCGCAGGACCGCGUCGGCGGCCGGCUUCUCACCAACGCCCCGAUCGAUUUGGCCGAUGGCACCCAGUCGAGGCCGAUCGACUCCGGCGGCGCAUAUGUCGGCCCCCGCCAGCGCCGUGUCCUCGGCCUGGCCAAUGAGCUGGACGUGACGACGUACAAAAUCUACGACCAGGGCAAUGGGCUUCUGCGUAUGAAUGGCCAGGUUACCAUCUCCGAGGACCCCCUGCCGCACAGUGCCAUUGCCCGGCUGGACCUCAACGACUUGAUCCUCAAGACCGACAGCCUGAUUGAGCAGCUGGAGGACAACUUCUGGGAAGGUGCUCUUGCCAGCAAGCUCGACUCGAUGAGCGCCGAGGCAUGGAUCACCACGACCGGCUGGACCCCCGAGGCCCGCGAGUAUUACCGUGUCCUCAUUCGGUCGAUCACUUGUGUCGAGCCGCCCGAGGUCUCCUUCCUCCACUGGCUGGCUGGCAUCCGGUCGGCCGGCGGCAUGCGCCGGACUCUGGCCGGCGAUGGCGGCGCACAGGAGCGCAAGAUCAUCGGUGGUGCGGCCCAGCUGGCGCACCGCCUGGCCGAGGACGUCCUCAUGCCGGGCACCGUGCGUAUGCUGCACCGGGUGAUCAGCGUGCACUAUGCCCAUCCCGAUUUGCCGUCCGCCGCCUCGGCCAGCGGCAGUCUCAAUGUCGAGCGUCCGGAGGACGGCGCUCGCAUUGCCUGCGAGAAUGGCGCCAUCUUCCUGGCGAAGCGCGUUAUCAUGGCCCUGCCGCCCACGCUCUACCCGACCAUCGAGUUCUGCCCGCCGCUUCCGGCGCCCAAGAUGCAUCUGGCUCAGCGCAUGCCGAUGGGCUGUGUCAUCAAGACCAUGACCUUCUUCAAGCGCCCGUACUGGCGUGAGAAGGGUCUCUCCGGAACCAUCAUCGACGACCAGGGCCCGCUGGCCUUGACUUACGACGAUUGCCAGCCGGAUGGCUCCUGCCCCGCGCUGGUGGGCUUCAUCGUGGCUGGGCGUGCUCUCAUCGAGAGCAGUUCCCUCCUGCUGCCGGAAUGCCCGGCAUCACAGGCGGCCGCCGAAGAACAGCGCCGAAAACUGGUCGAGGCCCAGUAUCGCUCGAUCCUGGGCGAGGACAUAGAAAUCACGGGGUAUAUAGAAAAAGAUUGGUCCUCCGACCGGUUUUCCGGCGGCUGCUACAGCGGCGUCUUCAUCCCCGGCACGGCCACCCUCCUUGCCGGCAUUCUGGCCACCCCCCAUGGGCCGAUCCAUUUUGCCGGCACCGAAACCUGCGACGUGUGGUUCGGCUACAUGGAGGGUGCCAUCCAGGCGGGCGAGCGCGAGGCCUGCCAGGUGGCCCUGUCACUUGGCCUGCCCUCGUUGCCCAUCUCCACCUACCCAUCGAUGUCGCAGUUGAACAGCCCCCUGUCCAGUCGGUCCCCCUCGUCGAUGUACCUGUCGACGGCCGCUCAGUCGGACUGCCAGUCGUCGCCCUCCUCCUCGUCCGCCAGCGACAGUGAGACGUCCUCGCCGCUGGGCUUCGACCCGAAGGCCGGCGCCCCGUUGUCGGACAAGCUGGCCGGCACGGUCCCCGGAAGCCCGGUGCUUCCGAGCGCCAGCCCGUCGCUCUUUUCCCUGGCCGAGUCGGAUGCCUCGUCCCCCUCGGACGAGGAGGGCUAUGAGCCUCAGCAGUGGGCCGACCCGGAGUAUGUGAAUUGGGCUGCCAAGGCCGAGCAUAUUCCCCUCUGGCCGUACCCCAAGAUCCAGUACUGGCUGCCGAGUGUGUCUACCCUUGCCAAGAUGACGGUUGGCGCGUCGGUGGUGGCCCUGGCCGCCUCGGCCGUCGCUGCUGGCGUCAUCCUGCGCAGCCGUCUCAACUGAUUGAACUUGGACCCUUGCGCCCUCCUUCUCCCCUCCGCGUCUGUGGCACUGCCCUCCCACCACCACCACCACCUCCUCCUCCUCCUCUUCCUCUCCCUUGCCACUGGCCGAUGUUGGCGCAUGUGUAGAUAUGCGUCAAUGUCGGUGGCAGGCGGGGUCGGUGAGUGCGUGUGCGUGUGCGGGUACGUGAGCCGGGGGCCGCCCUUGGCCAAUGACUCGGUCCGGGCGCAUGCCAUCCUCCCCCCACCAGAUGGCAUGUGCCCAGCCCGCCGAGUGUCAUUGGCGCCGGCCAGCCCGCGAGGCAGAGAGGGCGCCGACCGGCCAGCCAGCCAGCCGGGGCAGGGACGGAGCAUGCCCGCGUGACUGCAUGUAUGUGUUGUCGUGCGCGCGCGCGUGUUUCUCCAUGCCACUGCGCACAUGCUCCACUUGCCAAUGCUGUCCCUCUCCGCCGGUCGUGGCAGCUUUCGUGUUCCUUCUGGCCUUUUUGCUGCCAGGGGGGUGUACGGUGCGUGCUUGUCCUGCUGCGAAGAUCUCCUCCUCGCUGCGCGCCCUCCCCGCAGCGGGGCGGUCCUGCGCCCGGGGUGGCGGGCGGCCCUUCCGGUCGCCCCUGUAGUAGGAUAGCCAUUGGGGUAUCAUCGCCCUCCGCCGCCUUCGCCGCCGCGCCACGCGCGACUGCCACCGCGCCACCACCGUCAUCGUCGACACCUUUGCCACUGCCAUUCCCCCUAGCCCGUUAAACGCCUUUAUAUUGACCGUUUUCCUCGGGCUGCGGGGGGAGGGGGGGAGGAGGGGGGUUGUGCUUGAUCUCUUGUGUACACGGGGCUCCAAUAAACGUCAGAUGUGGUCUAUUGCCAGGCGGGAGAGCGGAUGCGCUCGGGUGGUCUUAUUUUGUUUGCGUCUUUUCCCCCUUCCCAAUGGCUCCCCUCUUGUGAGGAGAUCCGUCCGGCCAUCCCCUGGGGUACUUUUUUUUUCUGCAGGGGGGGGGGGGGGAGUCAAGGCA